AUGGCUUUUCCCCGCGGCUCCGGCAGCCCUGACGCCGCCGUGUGCCCUCCCUUCCAGUGCCGGCAAGAUGAGGCCUCCCUCACCCUGCUUCUGCAUGUGCCCGGCAUCCAGCCUCAGAGCCUCAGCGGGGAUGUGGGCACGAACCACUACAGCCUCCACUUUUCCAGUGAUGCUGGCGCCUAUGCACUCUUCUUACAGUUUCCUCCCGCAAACAGGCUGGCAUCCCCCGAGACCAGCAUUAGCGUGUCUGCCCACAACGCUGCAAUCAGGCUCACCAAGGCCCCCGGCAGCACUGAGCCCUGGGAGAAGUUCUGCUUCGGCCUCGACGCCUCCACUCUGCAGCCGCAGGAAGCAGUCCAUUCUGAACGGGAUGGAAAAGAAGAAACACUUAGCAGCUCAGGAGGAGAUCUCGCUGAAAAGACAAACGGCGACUACCCCCAAACAAAGGCAGAAGCAAGCUGUACCGCAGCUGACACGGUUGAAGGAGAACAUGCUACAGAAACCAACAAAACUUCCACGUCUUUUGCAACAGCUGAAACAAUAGGAAAAGUAGGUUGUAGUUCACAGCAUUGUUUGCAGCAUGAACCUUCUGACACCAGUUCAGCAAUUCCUGGCAAAUCUAGGGGAAAGGAACCAGAUUUAGAAAGUGCUGUCACAGUAGGCACAAUGGCUGGCGCUGCAGACUCUGAAGAACAAGCAGACCUUCUGCUGGAGGGGCAGGCGAAAGCGGAAGGGGAUGAAGCGGCUGAGCCCACGGUGUUGGCCCUGCGUAGCCAGUGCAGCUCGGACAGCAGAGCAGCCUCCCCAGUUCUCCAAGAAGUGAACACGCAGGAUGGGAGCGUGCAGAUCGUUAGGGAUCACGUAACGCACUGCCUGGUCAUGUUUCAGAAUUCUUUGCUGUAUGAAUUGGACUAA
Phaethon lepturus (White-tailed tropicbird) is the source of this 915-nucleotide messenger RNA. RefSeq names its product dynein, axonemal, assembly factor 2 (gene DNAAF2). Bases 1 to 915 code for a protein of 304 amino acids. The transcript is spliced from 2 exons. The record is from RefSeq and is a predicted model, not a curated record. NCBI's taxonomy places the organism in Eukaryota, Metazoa, Chordata, Aves, Phaethontiformes, Phaethontidae.